Macrosiphum euphorbiae (potato aphid) is the source of this 453-nucleotide messenger RNA. The record is from the annotation of a GenBank genome assembly. NCBI's taxonomy places the organism in Eukaryota, Metazoa, Arthropoda, Insecta, Hemiptera, Aphididae.
AUGCUUAUAAAACAAUAUGGUAUAGAUGGACAGUUUAUGGAUAAAACCUCUGAUCACUUUCAAAAUGAAAUUUUAAAUUUACCUCUCGAAACUGAAGAGAAAUUGGAUGCCUUUGAAAAAAACCUUUUGAAUAAUGACUUCAGAACAAAAAUGAUUUCAGAGCUUAAACGAUACUCUCGUAAUUCACUACCAAGUACCAUACGUUCAAUAAUGAGAUAUGUUUUCAAAGAUAAUUUACUUGAAAAAUAUAGCUACAAAGGUUUUAAAAAGAAGAAGGUGUUUUACACAUUAUCAAUAUGUUCUGUGAUAUUUGAAGCAAUAAAACAUAUGAAAAAGUUUAGUAAAUUUGAUGCAAUUGAUGUUGAGACCCCAUUGAGGACUUUCAUUUCAGGGGCUAAAUUCAGGGAUACAUCUAAGAAGUCUCAAUUGGAUACCCAUAAUUCUUCAGUUUAA